Molecule: messenger RNA, 1660 nt
Organism: Microdochium trichocladiopsis
Lineage: Eukaryota; Fungi; Ascomycota; Sordariomycetes; Xylariales; Microdochiaceae
Exons: 2
Coding region: 102-1574 (490 amino acids)
Biological process (GO): protein refolding; response to heat
Cellular component (GO): cytoplasm
Molecular function (GO): heat shock protein binding; ATP binding
Source: RefSeq, a predicted model, not a curated record
UCUCAGCCGGACCCGCCCGACAUGUUAUAGACCGACAAUAGCCACAUAGACUCUGCCGCAUUUCAUUCCACGUUACACAAUCAUCACCAAACACGAACAUCAUGAACUCGCCAGCGAUCUUCACAAAGGCAGCACUGCCUAGUCGCGUGCUGUCUCCUGCCCACAUCUAUCGCAGGCAGAGGCUACGGGAUCACUUGCGCAAACGGCCAACGCCGUCCCAGGCUUCCAUCUCGACGAUAUCCAAACGACCUGUCCCGGCCUCCCCAGAUGCAGCACACCGGUCGAGGCUCCAGCCUAAGCAAACAUUCCAUGCGACAUCGGCCUCCUAUGCCAUCAAGGAUCCUUACAAGGCUCUGGGAGUGAGCAAAUCCGCAACACCCGCCGAGAUCAAGAAGGCCUACUACGGCCUGGCGAAAAAGUACCACCCAGAUACCAACAAGGACCCUUCCGCCAAGGACAAGUUUGGCGAGGCCCAGUCAGCCUACGAGAUUCUCUCCGACCCCAAGAAGCGCGAACAGUACGACCAGUUCGGCGGUGCGGCCUUCGAUGCGAAUGGCGGUCCUGCUCCUAGCGGAGGUAAUCCCUUCGCGGGGGGCGGCAACCCUUUCCACGGAUUCGGCGGACAAGCAGGCGGCUUUGGCGGACAAGGUGGCUUUGGCGCCAACUUCAACUUUGACGACCUGUUCUCGGCGUUCACGGGCGGACGGGGUGGGCCGUUCGGGGGCGCCGGCGGCGGCGGCGGUCGCGGCGGCCGCAACCCUUUUGAGCAGGAGAUCAUGGUUGGCGACAACAUUGACGUGCAGACGAGCAUCUCGUUCAUGGAGGCUGCCAAGGGCACGAGCAAGACCAUCAACAUAUACCCGCUCGUGCAGUGCGGGACGUGCGCAGGCAGCGGGCUGAAGCCUGGCACCAAGCGCUCCGAGUGCAAGCAAUGCGGCGGCUCCGGAGCGCAGGUGCACUUCAUGACGGGCGGGUUCCAGGCGGCCUCGACGUGCAGCGCGUGCCGCGGAACGGGCCAGGCGGCGCCCCGCGGAUCCGAGUGCAAGACGUGCGCGGGCGAUGGUGUCGUGCGCGAGCGCAAGACGAUCAACAUCGACAUCCCCGCGGGAAUCGAGGACGGGAUGAGGUUGCGGCUCGAUGGGGAAGGCGACGCGCCGAAGACGGGCCAGAGCGGGAACCCGGACGUCCGCGCCGCGAGGGGCGACCUGUACAUCUUUGUCAAGGUCGCGUCGGAUCCCAAGUUCAAGCGUGCGGGCAGCGAUAUAUUACACACGGCCAACAUCCCGCUCACGACGGCGCUGCUCGGUGGCGAGGUGACGAUCCCGACGCUCGACGGCGAGGUCAAGGUCAAGGUUGGCACAGGCACCAACACGGGCGACAAGAUGACGCUCGUAGGCAUGGGCAUGAAGAAGGUCGGCUCGCGGCGUGGCGCCACGGGCGACCUCAAGGUCGAGUUCCGCGUCGCCAUGCCAAAGUAUCUCUCGGCCAACCAGCGGACCAUUGUCGAGAUGCUGGCGGACGAGAUGGGCGACAAGACGGCCAAGCGGAUCAUGAAUGUCAACAUGAAUGCGUAAGUCCACUCUCACGCCCCUGUCAAACUUCCUUCCCAUCACGAGAGAGAGAGAGAGAGAGAGAGGCGCACAAAGUACAGAGUUGCAGU